Molecule: messenger RNA, 1506 nt
Organism: Neurospora hispaniola
Lineage: Eukaryota; Fungi; Ascomycota; Sordariomycetes; Sordariales; Sordariaceae
Product: PIG-X
Exons: 2
Coding region: 1-1506 (501 amino acids)
Biological process (GO): GPI anchor biosynthetic process
Cellular component (GO): endoplasmic reticulum membrane; glycosylphosphatidylinositol-mannosyltransferase I complex
Molecular function (GO): mannosyltransferase activity
Source: RefSeq, a predicted model, not a curated record
AUGAGAGAGCGCAUCACCUUCAUCCAGAAGCAAGGCGACUCAAUCGAGCCAACAACGCUCAAGAUCAAGGGCGGUGUCCUCAACGGCCCAGAGAUCCAGGCUGCCCGUGAAGACAGACUCACCAUUGCAAUCGAUGAGCUACCGACAGACCUACAAGCGCUCUUGGGCACAGCUCAUGAGCUUCACAUCAGAUAUGUCAGCUCUCAACCAUAUGAGGCAAUCACCCCUUUGCUAGCUAGGCUGCCGCCUGGCUUCCAUCUGUUCUACACCCCGGCAGGGCAAGCCAAUGCCACUUCCCCAGCGCUCUGCCUUGCCCUCAAUCAAAUUUUCGGGAAUGUUCAGUGCGAAAACCCAGAGAAGUCAUUCACGACUCUGCCAAGGGACCGUUUCUCUCACUCAGCUGCCUACCAGUUCUACCAACCAUCGGUAGACCUUUCCCCAUUCAUUGCACUCGCCAAAGAGAAGCUAUGUUCAUCUUCCAAGGACCAAUCUUGCGCUGCCAGGGCCGACCGCUUGACAAACGCCAGCUCUCUGGACAUCUCAUAUGAUGCCAUCUCUCACGCCGUCAAGCUCACUGCAACAUGGCCCUACCAGAAGCAAGAGGUUCACGCGACAUCCCGUCCACAGACACGGACCGAGGUUGGAGUCUUGAACUCGGACCGGCCAGGACACCUCGAGCCUCAUGAGCUGGGAAUUUCCGGUCUUCUCACCGUGCUCGGACAGGAUAAAAAGCCGUCUGCGACAAUGUUUGCCUUUGCCUCUCGACAUCGUGAUGCCGAGUCUAGCUUCUCCGCCGAGUUUCUAGAGCCAACAGGUCUUCACCCUACCCUUAAACUCAGGCUUGAGUCCAGCAAGCCACCUAUUGAAGAUGCCUACUGCUCACCACACGCCUACUUCACCCUUCCCAAGACCGUCUUCGCCGAUAGGCACCAACUAUCGGAUGACCUCUUUCUGGCCUCGAAGAAUCUCACCCGUCUACGCUACAUUUCUCAGCCCGUAGACCUCGAAGCUCCUGAAUAUGUUGAGAAGCGCUGGGGGUCUUCGCUUCUUCUGGAACUUUCCCCUCCCGAACAUGAAGAAUCAAAGUCUUGGACAGCACAAGUCCCCUUGCAUCUGCGCUACCUAUCUCCCGCUGAAGGCGGCUAUACCGAUAUUCAAGUUCCAUACCCGGCUGUUUUCUGGGCUUGCGCGGCUGAGGAAGGUACCAAGUUCCCUAACAAUCCGUUCGAGAAGGCCAACCUUGGCUACGACGGCCUUUUCGGCCCUAGGACGGUAUUCUGGCAUGUCGAGCCUCGCCCGACAAUCGGCAGCCGUUUGAGCAACAUGAUCAAGGUGCCAGUCCUGGACACAAACAAGGCGGAGUGGGUAAGCGGCGGCACCGGGCUAGCGGUACUCCUUGGCUUUGCCUGGAUCAUGUGGAAGUUGUUCGGCGUGCUUUCAAAGUUUGGAUACCAAAACCAACCCUCGCAAGCUGCGGAGGUUGUCAAGGCCAAGAAGAAUCAGUAA